This is a messenger RNA of Aethina tumida (small hive beetle), 1231 nucleotides long. Its product is annotated as E3 ubiquitin-protein ligase siah-1. The transcript has 2 exons. Bases 112 to 924 code for a protein of 270 amino acids. NCBI's taxonomy places the organism in Eukaryota, Metazoa, Arthropoda, Insecta, Coleoptera, Nitidulidae. Gene Ontology annotation, molecular function: ubiquitin protein ligase activity; ubiquitin conjugating enzyme binding; zinc ion binding. Gene Ontology annotation, cellular component: cytoplasm. Gene Ontology annotation, biological process: multicellular organism development; proteasome-mediated ubiquitin-dependent protein catabolic process. The record is from RefSeq and is a predicted model, not a curated record.
GCCAUGUUUCAAUUGCAUUUCUGAAGCACAUUGCUUCAGUGCCGUCAAUUCAUUGUAUCUGUUUAUUUUAUUGUUUUUAAUUAUUUUUACCAAACUUUGACUGUGAUUUAUAUGACAAUGGAGCAAUUGAGAAGAUUAAAUGAAUAUGAAAAUGUUUGUCCUGAAGUCCUCACUGAGUUAGUUUGUCCAGUUUGUUUAAAUUAUCUCUACCCGCCGAUAAAACAAUGUGCCACGGGCCAUUCGUAUUGUGAGGAGUGCUUUCACAAGUUAUCAAGGUGUCCUGAAUGUCGUGCUCCCAAAACUGAAGCUAGAAGUUUCGUCCUGGAAAGAGUUUACAACAAGCUGACUUUUCCUUGUCGAUUUUCUGACGAUGGUUGUCGAUAUCAGGCUAAAGGUCAUCAAAUCAAAUCCCACGAAGAUGGUUGUGAAUAUUCGACGAGGAAGUGUCCCUUAAGAUUUAACAAUUAUUGCAAGUGGCAAGGACGAAAAUUGGAAUUGGUGUUGCAUUGUAAGAAAGAACACGCAACCAACAUAUACUUUGAAGAACACAAAACGUUUAAAUGCAAGGACUUUAACACAAACACAAGCAAAAAAUAUUAUAUCCUUUUCUGCGUGUACGACGAAAUUUUCAGAUGCUCUUUGGACAUAAACGAAGAAAAGGGCAAUGUUAGGUUUGGUGUUUACUCAAUGAACAAGUUAAGGACAGUUAUGAAAUAUAUUUUUGACCUGUCGAUUAUGUACGGAGAUACCCUUAAGGAAGCGGUAACGGUGAGAGGACCUUGUGUACAUUUAACUGAUGACGCACAACGAUUCGAGAAGGACAAAUAUAUAAUGUUCAAAUAUAACAUGAUGAAGGACUUUUGCAAUGAAAAUGGUGAACUUCUCUAUCAAAUUAAAAUUCUCCCCGUUGAUAGAUUAAAUUAGGAGCAAGUGAAUUUUGUUUGACGUUAUACUGUUACGUAUAAAAUAUUUUUAAUUUUAGUUGCACUAAGUUUGUAAUUAUAUUACUUAGUUGCAAUUAAUGUAAUAUAUACAUUUCAUUUAGAUAUUAGUAAUUGUAAAUUUAAUUAUCAAAGAUUACUUUUGUGUAUUUUUCAUAGCGAUAUACUUUUUAAUUUAAAAAUAAAUGUGUACAUAAAUAAAAACUGUAUGUAUGGCAUCUAUUUAACAAAUUCUGGACACAUUUUGUAAUAAUUAGUAUAUUUCAUAAGAAAUACAGCAAAAAUAAGAA